Messenger RNA from Phlebotomus argentipes, 893 nucleotides. RefSeq names its product ubiquitin-conjugating enzyme E2 J2. The coding region runs from base 180 to 857 and encodes 225 amino acids. The record is from RefSeq and is a predicted model, not a curated record. Lineage: Eukaryota; Metazoa; Arthropoda; Insecta; Diptera; Psychodidae. The transcript is spliced from 2 exons.
AAUUCUGACACGUCAAUACAUCACAUUAGUGAACAAAAUAAGUUGGGGAAAUCUGCAUGGUUUCAAUACAAGUGUUUUAAUGCUCUUCUUUUUGGGAUAACUGUAUUUUCUUAAUCCUUAUAUGUGAGCACAAACCUGAUUAACUUUAUACAUUGUCAGGGUAAUGGAACAAUCAAAAGAUGCCUAUCAAUAGGAAGCCUACUGCUGCGUCGCGUCUUAAACAAGACUACAUGAGGCUGAAAAAGGAUCCUGUGCCCUACAUUACAGCUGAGCCCUUGCCGUCAAACAUACUUGAAUGGCACUUUGUAGUGAAAGGACCAGAAGAUACGCCUUACCUGGGUGGCUAUUACCAUGGAAAAUUACUAUUCCCGCGUGAUUUUCCCUUCAGACCUCCAGCAAUCUAUAUUAUCACACCAAAUGGUCGCUUUAAGCCCAACACAAGACUUUGUCUGUCCAUUUCCGAUUUUCAUCCAGAUAGUUGGAAUCCCGCCUGGUCUGUAGCUACAAUUCUUACUGGACUAUUAAGUUUUAUGUUGGAGAGUACUCCUACCCUGGGAUCUAUUGACUCUACAAGUUAUGAAAAAGAACGCUUUGCGCGUCGUUCGAUUACCUUUAACAUACGGAACGAGACAUUCCGUGAACUUUUUCCAGACAUAUGUAAUGAAAUGGAGGCAGAAAUACGUGAUCGAGGUGAUAUGCCAGAGGAGCCAAGCGAGUCUGAACAACGGCGGGUUGUAGCAUGCGAUUCUGUUGCCACACAGUGGAAUAACCUUGGCACUAAUGUGAUCGUUGUGCUGAUCUUGGCCAUAUUUGCUCUUAUUGUCAACUACAUUGUAAAGAGCAUGUUAAUGGAAUGAUGAAGAGUUAUCUUAGUAAAGUCAUUUUUGUCUGAG